UGUGAUCCUUGAGUGCGCAGUGAGCGGAAUACUCCCCAUUGGACUGAUGUGGUGAGCCUCCAUAACAAAAGCGGCACCGCUCGAGUCCUCAAAGGUUUCGGCGCCCUGUGCACUCAACUAGGUCGCUUCAGUCGCGGUUGAAAAAAUAGGGAUAUUGCGAGAAGAACUGCAAGAAACUUUGGUUCUGAAUCAUUCAUUUGCCCACGAUUUUCUUCCCCCUUUACACGCGGGAAAGCGCUGGAUACUUUGAGCAUGAGAAACCUCUCCCGUGACCAGGGCAGUGAGCUGUAAAUUCCACACAAUCUGCGACUGGCUGGGAGAUGGCAGAUAUACUGGAGCUGCGGACGGAUGGAAAUUCACUCCUGAAGGCGGUGUGGCUCAGACGCUUGAGACUCACCAGGCUCCUGUUGGAAGGAGGAGCGUAUAUUAAUGAGAGCAACGAACGUGGAGAGACACCACUCAUGGUGGCCUGCAUGUCCACACACACCGACCAGCAGAGCGUGAGCAAGUCGAAGCUGGUGAAAUACCUGCUGGACAACCAGGCAGACCCCAACAUACAGGACAAAGCCGGUAAGACCGCUCUAAUGCAAGCCUGCAUUCACAAGUCUGGACAUGAGGUGGUGGACCACCUGCUGAGCAACGGAGCUGAUCCCAGUCUGGAGGACAGGAGCGGGGCCUCAGCGCUGGUCUAUGCCAUCAACGCAGAUAACAAGGAGACGCUCAAACUGCUCUUGGACGCCUGCAAAGCGAAAGGCAAGGAGGUAAUCAUAAUCACCACGGACAAGUUACCCUCUGGCACCAAAACGACCAAACAGUACCUAAAUGUCCCCCCAUCACCAGAGCUGGAUGCAUACUGCACCUCUCCGUCUGACAUCAAUGUCACUGCGUCGCCCACACCUGAGCAAGAGCAGCAAAACACAGUUUUCAGUUUCCAGACCAAGCUGAAAACCUCCAAUUCAGCUGCUAAGCUCGCCAACGGGCUGACCUCUCCGGCACGCUGGCUGGCGAACCCCAAACGCGCCCGUUUGCCUCAGCUGAAGAGGCUGCAGUCAGAGCCCUGGGGCCUGAUUGCUCCCUCAGUCCUGGCGGGCGCCUACGAGGAGAGUAAAAAAGCCAGCUCAGAAGACAACGUCGCAGCAGGGGUUAACGGACUCUGUCUGAAUAAGAGGUCAGCUUUAUCUAGACAGAGCAGUGUGGACGGAAAGGACAGUUUUUUUCCGCUGGUGCCUGAACAACCCUGCAAAAUCACAACCUCAAUAUCAGUUCCUCCAACGUCCAAAGCCUCAUAUGAGAGAUCUCCAGGCCAGCACCAGCCGCUGGUGCGACGCAGCACUGUGCCCACGGAGCAGGAGGGCAGCAGUGGCACCGCUGGACAUGCCAGUCUGAGAGACACGGUGCACAGGAGACACCUGGAGACCGAUCACUAUGACUCGGACUCCCAGCUCUACUCAGGCUCCGCCACGCUAGACUCCCCUAAGGUCCCGGUGGAACGAAGGAAACUGAACACUUCUCCGCUUGCGAUGCUAACCAGCUCCAGAGAGUCUCUAGACAGCAACGGCAGCACGUCCUCGCCCAGCACGGCACACAGACGCGCAACGGGCCUCCUGGAGAGGAGGGGCUCGGGCACGCUGUUGCUGGACCACAUCUCCCACACCAGGCCCGGCGAUCUGCCCCCUCUCAACUUCAACCCAAACCCGCCCAUCCCUGACAUUGGGGCUAGUAGCAAGCCUUCCUCACCCCUAGCCACGGGUAUCAGAUCUAUAGCUCCAGUAGCACCGAACACACCAAAGAGAGGUGGCCUCAAGUCCAAGAAAAAACUUGUGAGAAGGCACUCUAUGCAAGUGGAGCAGAUGAAGCAGCUUUCUGAUUUUGAAGCUGAGGGUAGCACACACACACACAAGAUCCUCCUCAGUGGCCGGUGCAAAUCAUAAUUAAUUGACAUAA
Gasterosteus aculeatus aculeatus (three-spined stickleback) is the source of this 1944-nucleotide messenger RNA. RefSeq names its product ankyrin repeat domain-containing protein 34C-like. NCBI's taxonomy places the organism in Eukaryota, Metazoa, Chordata, Actinopteri, Perciformes, Gasterosteidae. The record is from RefSeq and is a predicted model, not a curated record. Gene Ontology annotation, molecular function: protein binding.